Corylus avellana is the source of this 451-nucleotide messenger RNA. RefSeq names its product conserved oligomeric Golgi complex subunit 3-like. The record is from RefSeq and is a predicted model, not a curated record. NCBI's taxonomy places the organism in Eukaryota, Viridiplantae, Streptophyta, Magnoliopsida, Fagales, Betulaceae. Gene Ontology annotation, biological process: Golgi organization; intra-Golgi vesicle-mediated transport; intracellular protein transport. Gene Ontology annotation, cellular component: cis-Golgi network; membrane; COG complex.
CUUGAGAAAAGCCUAAAAGCAACUUGUGAGGAGUUCAUUAUGUCAGUCACUAAGCUAGUUUGUGGAUCCUAUGCUUUCAUUUGUUACCAAGGUGACAGCUGUGAAAUUUGCACUAUCCUCGGGCAUUCAGAAUCAAAAGCUAGAGUCGGUUAUGGCCAAACCACUUAAGGAUCAAGCUUUUGCUUCUCCAGAUAAGGUGGCUGAACUUGUUCAGAAGGUAAGCGCUGCUAUACAGCAAGAGUUGCCGCCAGUUAUGGCAAAGAUGAAGCUUUAUCUGCAGAACCCAUCAACCCGAACAAUACUUUUCAAACCAAUAAAGACAAACAUCGUGGAAGCCCAUGUACAGGUACAAUCCAUGUUAAAAGCAGAAUACUCCCCUGAGGAGAUACAAAACAUCAUCAAUAUGGUGUCUAUACAGGAUCUGCAAGCACAACUUUGUAAUCUCCUGUAA